CUUUCUACCUUAGACCUUUGUGUGCAUUGCACAGGGAGCCAGCAGAGGGAGCUGUGGUCAGAGCUUUUAAGUUUUGAUUUUCAAAAAAGAUCUUCCUUUGCUCUAUCUGAACUUCCCAUGUAAUAAGAAUUUAACUUGAGAUACACCAGAGCAUGGUGCCAGACCCCUGGUGGAAGCAGUUGGAGAGCUUCUGCUAGCUGCUUGAACUUGAACUUGCUAGCAUAAGGAACUCUGAUUUCAAGGAAACGCCUGUUUACUGUACUGAUCCAAAUCAAGCAGCUCUUGAGAAAGGGAGUGCCUUCUUGACCUCGAUCUUUAUUGAUCUUGGUAGCAGCACUUCCAGUGACGUGUGCUGAGGGGUGGGAGAAAAUUAACCAGUGCCUUAUACACAGGGAAUAAGGAAGCUGGCCUGCUGCUGCAGAAAGUCCCCACUGGGGAGGACAUAAUCUUACCCACGCCUGCACUAUGGAGAAGUGGGACGGUAAUGAGGGCACCUCAGCUUUUCACAUGCCAGAGUGGAUGAUCCAAUUUGCUGACCAGAAACAAGAAUUCAACAAACGUCCCACCAAAAUUGGACGUCGCUCUCUGUCUCGUUCCAUUUCUCAGUCAUCUACUGACAGCUACAGCUCAGCGGCUUCAUACACAGAUAGCUCUGAUGAUGAAACAUCCCCCAGGGACAAGCAGCAAAAGAACUCUAAAGGAAGCAGUGACUUCUGUGUCAAGAACAUCAAACAGGCAGAGUUUGGACGAAGAGAAAUUGAAAUUGCUGAACAAGAAAUGCCUGCACUGAUGGCUUUGAGGAAGAGAGCUCAAGGAGAAAAGCCUUUGGCUGGAGCCAAAAUUGUGGGCUGCACACACAUCACUGCUCAGACUGCUGUGCUUAUGGAAACUCUGGGUGCUCUGGGGGCACAGUGCCGCUGGGCUGCCUGCAACAUCUAUUCCACUCUCAAUGAAGUGGCAGCUGCUCUAGCAGAAAGUGGAUUUCCUGUCUUUGCAUGGAAAGGAGAGUCAGAAGAUGACUUUUGGUGGUGCAUUGACAGAUGUGUGAAUGUGGAGGGUUGGCAACCAAACAUGAUCUUGGAUGAUGGAGGGGAUCUUACUCACUGGAUUUAUAAAAAGUAUCCCAACAUGUUUAAGAAAAUCAAGGGCAUAGUUGAAGAGAGUGUUACUGGAGUCCAUAGACUGUACCAACUGUCCAAAGCUGGGAAGUUGUGUGUUCCAGCUAUGAAUGUCAACGACUCAGUCACCAAACAGAAAUUUGACAACCUCUACUGUUGCAGAGAGUCAAUUCUUGAUGGACUUAAAAGGACAACAGACAUGAUGUUUGGUGGAAAGCAAGUGGUGGUCUGUGGCUAUGGAGAGGUGGGGAAGGGAUGUUGUGCUGCUCUGAAGGCUAUGGGUUCCAUUGUGUACGUAACUGAGAUUGACCCAAUCUGUGCCCUGCAAGCCUGUAUGGAUGGAUUUCGACUGGUGAAAUUAAAUGAGGUCAUCCGACAAGUGGACAUUGUUAUUACCUGUACAGGUAACAAGAAUGUGGUAACCAGAGAGCACUUGGAUCGAAUGAAGAAUAGCUGCAUCGUUUGUAACAUGGGACAUUCCAACACAGAAAUUGAUGUGGCAAGUCUGCGGACACCAGAACUGACCUGGGAACGAGUGAGAUCCCAAGUUGACCAUGUAAUAUGGCCUGAUGGCAAGAGGAUAGUACUGUUGGCAGAGGGCCGUCUGCUGAACCUAAGCUGCUCCACAGUGCCUACAUUCGUGCUCUCAAUCACUGCUACUACUCAGGCUCUCGCCUUGAUAGAGCUUUACAAUGCUCCUGAGGGCCGCUAUAAGCAAGAUGUCUACCUGUUGCCCAAGAAAAUGGAUGAGUAUGUGGCAAGCCUACACCUACCAACCUUUGAUGCCCACCUGACAGAGCUGACAGAUGAACAGGCCAAGUAUCUGGGACUCAACAAGAAUGGGCCUUUCAAGCCUAAUUACUACAGGUAUUAAGUUCUUGUAACUCAAGCCAGAAGUUUUAAGGAAUAGAACUCCAAGCCUUUUCUCCACUACUAUCCAAGAAAGAACCCAGCAAGCUGUUUCUCCAAUCAGAGCUGCCCGCCGUGCUCACCCUGUGUAUUAGGUUAUUUAUUUAUUAAAAUCUAGAAUCCUGUGCCUGUA
Castor canadensis (American beaver) is the source of this 2160-nucleotide messenger RNA. RefSeq names its product adenosylhomocysteinase like 2 (gene Ahcyl2). NCBI's taxonomy places the organism in Eukaryota, Metazoa, Chordata, Mammalia, Rodentia, Castoridae. The record is from RefSeq and is a predicted model, not a curated record. Gene Ontology annotation, biological process: L-methionine cycle. Gene Ontology annotation, cellular component: cytosol.